Molecule: messenger RNA, 1956 nt
Organism: Seriola aureovittata
Lineage: Eukaryota; Metazoa; Chordata; Actinopteri; Carangiformes; Carangidae
Gene: chchd3a
Product: coiled-coil-helix-coiled-coil-helix domain containing 3a
Exons: 8
Coding region: 19-1248 (409 amino acids)
Biological process (GO): inner mitochondrial membrane organization
Cellular component (GO): MICOS complex; mitochondrion
Source: RefSeq, a predicted model, not a curated record
GUCCCCACCAUAAUUGAUAUGGUGCUCCCAGCUUCAUCACCCCCAAAUGCUGCUACUGCUGUUGCUGCUCCAGCUUUUGAGCAUGAGGUGGCUGCUCCUCCUCUUCCUGCUGCUGUCGAGCCGGUAUCUUUGCCUACACCCCUCCCUCCUCCCUCUGCUCCUGCUCCCUGCCCUGCUCCAGCUGUGGUCGAAGCGAUCACUCCGCUUGCUCCUCCCCUUGUAAUUGAACCAUCUCCUCCCUUAAAUCAAUCGGUUGCUUCACCUCCAGUAAUUGAACCCAUUGCUCCUCCACAUGUGAUUGAAUCCAUUGCUCCUGCAUCUGUAGCUGAACCCAAGCCAUGUCCUCUUCCUGUCAUGAUUGAAUCCAUUGCUGCUCCCCCACCUCCCAAAUCGGAACCGCUCUCUUCCCCUGCUGUUCUGGAGCCUGUCACCAUCCUGCCACUACAUCCCUCAGGGGACACUUCGUCCCCCCGGCCUGCUGAGCCUUUUGCUGCACCUCCCCUGCCAGAGUUUACUGCUCCUUGUGAACCAGUUGCACCUCCUCCUCAGCCCCCCUUGGAGCCAGUAUCCCCUGCUUCAGUCCCUGAGCCACUGGCAGUGCCUGAGUCCAGUCCAGUCCCACCAUCUCCUGCUGCACCAGCUGUUGAUGAGGAGGCCUUGAGGAGGAAGAUCACUGACGAGCUGUAUAAAGGCAUGGAGCAGGAGAGGGCCAAGGCAGAGCAAGAGCUGCAAGCUUGGUUGGAGUCGGAGAAGGCCCGGGCAGCAGCGCAGGCUAACGGUGACGCCCAGUCCCAGGUCCAGAAUGAAGUGUCCAGGAUCCUGUCUGUGGAGCGGGCCGUGGCCCAGGAGAACCUUCAGCAGGCAGUCUUAAGGGAGAGGAUCGCCACUGAGGAUGAGCAGCUGCGUGCUCAGAUCUUUGAGAUAGGACAGAAGGCCAAGCAGCUGGAGGCCAGAGAAGCAGACUUAAAGAAGCAGGAUGCUUUCUACAGAGAGCAGGUGGCCCGGCUGGAGGAGAGGAGUGCUCAGUUCUACAAGGUCACCACAGAGAAUUACCAUCAAGCUGCAGACCAAGUGAAUGCCAAGUUCAAGCGGUAUGAGAUGUAUCCAGUGUGUGCAGACCUGCAGGGCCAGAUCCUCGCGUGCUACCAAGAGAACGUUGGAAAAACCCUCCACUGCUCCAACAUAGCAGCCCUUUACCUACAGUGUGUCAACAACACCAAACAGAACAAGUUGAGGACUGGGGGUUAAGGAGGACGCAGGAAGAAAGAGAGAGCAAUGAAGAGUUUAUUGUGCGGGAUUACUGAUUAUCGACCGACUGACAGACAGACCAAACCGGAGUGGAAGAAUAGAGGAAUGAAUCAGCACCGACACAAACACACACACACACACCUCCUCAAAACCCUGUGACCGAACCUGACUAGAGGCACCGAACACAGCACCUUGAGAAAUAGACACCCUCUCCCUCGAUUCUUAUCUCCUUCCCCUCCUCUCUUACCCUUCGUCUAUCUCUCCUGUGAGAAUUGCCGAGAGGCGGUGAUGCUGUCCGCCAUUUUGGAGACACGACACAGCGGUGAACCACGGUACCCAGCAGGCCUGAGCGCGGCUCGCUAAAAGGACAAAGAUGAACCGGAACCACCUCAAAGAAGACCAGCCACCUGUGUCACAAGCCACUCGGACCUACCCACGCUCACUCCAACACCCUUAGGAAAAUAAAAACUAUUAAUUUACUAAUUAAAGUCAGUCCUAUAUUGUUGUCAUUAAUUCAUUGUUUUCAGGCUCCUAGUGCACUAUCCUCUACACAGAUACACGUGUAUGCAUCUGUUUCUUCUUUGCAUCUGUUUGUGUGCAAUCGUGUUAUGUUAAUAAUGUAACGAUCCGCGUGUUGAGUAUUCAUCCAGACCAACACUUGUGACAAUGUCUGAUCAGAGGAAAUAAAAAGACGAAACGAUGCAGGAA